AUGUACAUCACCCUCUACUACAUAGUCACCCGGCUCCCUGACUCCCUUCGCUCGGUCAGGGACCACUUCCUCUCUGUUUGCCCCACCACACUCACCGUUGACCUCCUCGAGGAGCGCCUCCUGGCAGCUGAGAAGAGUAUAGUCGCUGUAGGAGCCUCUCGAGGUGACCCUCGUGCCCCUGUCUUUGAGGGGUGCUCCCCCUCCCCCCUUUUGCCCUCUGUUGCCUCUGCUGCUGCCGUCGACUUCGUUGGCACCGAGUCGGUCGACGCUGCGUCUGCCCCUAGCGGGCGACGCCGCACCGGCAAGGGCAAGGGGGGCAAGGGCACUGGAGGGGCUGGCGGGGGCGGUGAAGGUGGCGGUGGAGGAGGCGGAGGGAGUGGGGGUGGUGGUGGGAGUGGUGGCGGGGGUGGGGGCUUCGGUGGCGGCGGUGGCGGCGGAGGCGGCGGCAGCGGUGGCGGUGGGAGCGGAGGAGGAGGCGGUGGCGGCGGUGGCGGAGGUGGCGGCGGAGGAGGUGGAGCUGGUCAGGGUGGCUCUGCGCAGCGGAGCGGCUUUGGUGGUGGUCAGCGCCAGCAGCAGCAGCGCACUCGUGAGACCCCGCCCCCCCAGCAGCUUCGUGAGUGGUACGCUUCGCGUCAGCGGGGUGGGGGUACUGGUCCCUGUACCUACGUCCUGCGUACCGGCGACCGUACGGGUGAGCAGUGCGGGGGUCCGCACCCCACCCAGCGCUGCUUCGGCCGCCUGACGGACGCCUGGCGUCUCCAGUUCCCUGACGCCACUGAGAUCCCUCGCUGGGGAGAGCUGCAGAGGUCGGGGGUUGCUAUCUUUGAUCUUGAUUAUGAUGCUAUUCUUGCUGCCAUGUAUGCUGUGUCUACUAGUGAUGAGGGUGACUGUUACCUGUGUGUUCCGCCUGACCCGGGCAUUGAGGUUGCUGCUCUAGGUGCUGGUGAGGCUACUGCUCUAGGUGCUAGUGCGUCUGCUGCCCCAGGUGCUGGUGAGUCUGCUCUCUCAGGUACCACGUCGGCUCAGGCCUUACACACCUUCACCCUCGACUCGGGUGCUUCCCGCUCCUUCUUUCGAGACCGCACCAUGCUUACGCCGCUUAGUCGGCCGGUUGCGGUCUCCCUGGCGGACCCCUCUGGGGGUCCUGUCCUUGCUCACUUCUCCACUGUGUUACCGUGUCCGGCAGCCCCCUCUGGCACCCUGUCAGGUCUCUACCUCCCCUCGUUCUCUACGAACUUGGUGAGUGGUGCUGAUCUACAGGAUGGGGGGGUUGACCAGUUCACUCCUGCGAGUCAGCGGGUGACCCACUGUACGUGUGCUCGGACGGGCCGACACUUGGCCACGUUUACCCGUCGGCCGGGGUCGAGCCUGUACACACUGACUACUGAGUCUCCUCAGGUUGCUGAGUCUGGUCAGGUGUUUGCUGCAGCGUCCAGGUCUGGUCCUGAGUCUGCUCCCUGCUCGUGUCGUCUCCUGUCCCACCAGACUCUCCUCUGGCACCACCGCCUUGGUCACCCCUCCCUGCCUCGUCUCCGAGGCAUGGCCUCCCGUGUCCUUGUCUCUGGUCUCCCGCGGUCCCUCCCUCCCCUCCCUCCGGGGCCUGCCCCUACCUGCGGUCACGAGCGUUACUUCCUGUUGGUGGUUGACGACUACUCGCGUUACACCACGGUGUUCCCCUUGCGCAGCAAGGGUGACGUCACUGAGGUGUUGAUCGACUGGAUCCGCGCGGCUCGUCUCCAGCUCAGAGACAGUUUCGGCUCGGACUUUCCGGUUCUGCGUCUGCACUCUGACAGAGGCGGGGAGUUUUCCUCUGCCCUUCUGGGAGCCUUCUGUCAUGCACAGGGCAUCCGCCAGACCUUCACGCUUCCGGCCUCUCCACAGCAAAAUGGGAUUGCUGAGCGCCACAUUGGCAUGGUCAUGGACGUCGCUCGUACGUCCAUGAUCCAUGCGGCUGCUCCCCAUUUUCUGUGGCCGUUUGCGGUUCGGUACGCAGCGCAUCAGAUCAACCUUCAGCCCCGGGUCUCCUUGCCGGAGACCUCCCCCACCUUGCGGUGGACGGGGAAGGUUGGCGAUGCGUCUACGUUUCGUGUCUGGGGAUCUCGGGCGUUUGUCCGCGACUUGUCUGCGGACAAGCUGUCCCCUCGUGCUGUUCCCUGCGUCUUCCUUGGCUUCCCCUCUGACGCGCCUGGUUGGCAGUUUUACCACCCCACCUCGCGCCGUGUUCUGUCCUCCCAGGAUGUCACCUUUGACGAGUCGGUGCCUUACUACCGUCUCUUCCCCUACCGCACUGUGCCCCUCCCCCCGCCGCCGCUCUUCCUUGCACCAGGUCCCUCCCCGGUAGACCCCCUCACCCCUCAGGGUCCUGCCCCGUCAGGUGUGUCCCAGGUAGACGCAGUCGAACCUGUCGAGGUAGCUGUUGACUCUGGUGCUGCUAGGGGUGCUGAGCCUGGGGGUGCUGAGUCUGGGGGUGCUGAGUCUGGGGGUGCCGAGCCUGGGGGUGCGGAGCCUGGGGGUGCGGAGCCUGGGGGUGCUGGGCCUGGGGGUGCGGAGCCUGGGGGUGCUGAGCCUGGGGGUGCGGAGCCUGGGGGUGCUGGGUCUGCUCGUGUGGCCUCUGGCGGUGCUGGGUUUGGGGCCCCUUUGGGUGCUUCGUCGAGGCGGGAGCUACCCUCUCCACAGGAGCUGCGCGAGUGGUUUGACCGGCGCUGGAGCCGUGCUGGUGGAGCUGGAGGUGCUGCUGUUACUGUUGACCCUGGGGUCGGCACUAGAGUUACUGGAGCCACUGGUCCUGGAGGUGCUCGUACUGGCGGUACUGGAGCUGCUGGGACUGGGGGUGCUGCUGGGGCUGCUGGAGUUGGUCCUGCUGGAGUCUGA
Closterium sp. Naga37s-1 is the source of this 2871-nucleotide messenger RNA. NCBI's taxonomy places the organism in Eukaryota, Viridiplantae, Streptophyta, Zygnematophyceae, Desmidiales, Closteriaceae. The record is from the annotation of a GenBank genome assembly.